Molecule: messenger RNA, 2307 nt
Organism: Drosophila biarmipes
Lineage: Eukaryota; Metazoa; Arthropoda; Insecta; Diptera; Drosophilidae
Gene: Pepck2
Product: phosphoenolpyruvate carboxykinase [GTP]
Exons: 2
Coding region: 303-2222 (639 amino acids)
Biological process (GO): propionate catabolic process; cellular response to dexamethasone stimulus; gluconeogenesis
Cellular component (GO): cytosol
Molecular function (GO): GTP binding; manganese ion binding; phosphoenolpyruvate carboxykinase (GTP) activity
Source: RefSeq, a predicted model, not a curated record
UCGUUGUGCCAGAGCAGCAACAAGUGCUCCGCUAUAGCUGAAUCUGAAUCCGCAUCCGAAUCGCAAGCCGUAGCUGUGGCUGAAGCGCAACAAGUGCUCCAGAGACUUCCAGUGUGCAUCGGAGGCUGAGGCCGAGAGAUAAAUCCAAAUUAGGUCCGCAAUUCUAUUAAAUUAAAAGAGGGUCCAACGGAGCGCAAUAAAUUAAUUAAGGCGGAGAUAAAAUUGCAACUGCAGUGGCUGCCAAGAGUUUUAGCGGGCGAAAGUGAAAGCGACCAGGAACAGAACCAGGAACAGGUGACAGAAUGCUGCUCAAAGGUGCUCAGCUGCUGCGAUGCGGCUUGGUCUCCCCGCAUCGGAUCUACAACUUCCGGCUGACCUGUCGCUUUCUCUCCGUCCAGUACGGGGACGCCAAGGUCCUGACCCCCGCAGUCAAGCAGUAUGUGGAGAAGUGCGUGGAUCUCUGUCAGCCGGAGCGGGUGCACAUCUGCGAUGGAACCGAGAGCGAGAGCCAGUUGCUCCAGGGACUCAUGCUCAAGCAGGGAACCAUUGUUCCUCUGCCCAAAUACGAGAACUGCUGGCUGGCCCGCACCAACCCCGCGGACGUGGCUCGAGUGGAGGGCAAGACCUUCAUCUCCACGGACUGCAAGGAACAGACCGUUCCGGUGACGGAGAAGGCGACCCCGGGAAUGCUGGGCAACUGGAUGGCGGAGCAGGACCUGCAGGCGGCCAUUAAGGAGCGAUUCCCCGGCUGCAUGAAGGGACGCACCAUGUACGUUAUCCCCUUCAGCAUGGGCCCAGUGGGGUCGCCGCUCUCGAAGAUCGGCAUCGAGAUCACAGACUCACCCUACGUGGUGGAGUCCAUGAAGAUCAUGACCAGGGCGGGAAAUCCAGUGCUGAAAUAUCUGCAGAGUGGUGAUGGUCAGUUUGUCAAAUGCCUGCACUCGGUGGGUACGCCCAAUAGCGGUGUCCAGGCCAUGCCCUCCUGGCCCUGCGAUCCCGAGCGCACCAUUGUCCUGCACAAGCCAGCGGAGAAUGAGAUUGUGUCCUACGGAUCUGGCUAUGGUGGUAACUCGCUGCUGGGCAAAAAGUGCUUUGCGCUGAGGAUUGGCAGCACCAUUGCCAAGCGCGAGGGCUGGCUGGCCGAGCACAUGCUGAUCCUGGGCAUCACCAAUCCGCAGGGCAAGAAGAUCUACAUAGCUGCCGCCUUUCCCUCUGCCUGUGGCAAGACCAACCUGGCCAUGAUGACACCCACACUGCCCGGCUACAAGGUGGAGUGCGUGGGUGACGACAUCGCCUGGAUGAAGUUCGACAAAAAGGGAGUGCUGCGUGCCAUCAACCCGGAGAAUGGCUUCUUUGGCGUGGCUCCAGGCACCUCGAGGGCCACCAACCCCAUAGCCAUGGACACGAUAUUCCGGAACUCGGUCUUCACGAAUGUGGCCUCUACAUCGGAUGGAGGGGUUUACUGGGAGGGAAUGGAGAAGGAGCAGCUGAAGGGGGUCACGGUCACCGACUGGCUGGGCAAACUCUGGUCCCAGGAGUCCGGAAAAGCGGCUGCUCAUCCCAACUCCCGCUUCUGCACACCCGCCUCGCAGUGCCCCAUCAUAGAUCCCGCCUGGGAGGACAGCGAGGGAGUGCCCAUUUCCGCCAUUCUCUUCGGAGGACGUCGUCCCACAGGGGUUCCCCUGGUCUACGAGGCUCGCGACUGGAAGCAUGGUGUCUUUAUUGGAGCGGCCAUGAGAAGUGAGGCCACCGCAGCUGCUGAGUUCAAGGGCAAGGUCAUCAUGCACGAUCCCUUCGCCAUGAGACCCUUCUUCGGCUACAACUUUGGGGACUAUCUGGGUCACUGGCUGAGCAUGGAGCAGCGCGGGAAGGUGCCCAAGAUCUUCCACGUGAACUGGUUCCGCAAGAGCAGCGACGGCAAGUUCCUGUGGCCCGGAUUUGGGGACAACUCCAGAGUAUUGGACUGGAUCUUCCGGCGAGUGGAGAGCGAGCAGUGCUUCCAGGAGUCUCCCAUCGGCCGCCUGCCCACCAAGGACUCCCUGAACCUGGAGCGUUUAGGGGAAAACAUUGAUCUCGAGCAGCUGUUCGAUCUGCCAAAGGACUUCUGGGAGCAGGAGGUGGCUGCCAUCGAGAAGUACUUCGAGGAGCAGGUGGGCCACCACCUGCCAGGUCCCGUGGCCGAGCAGCUGAGGGAACUGAAGGCGCGUGUGGCGGACAUGUGAUGUGCCUGUUCCAUAGGUUAGCCCCUAAUCUAAGACCCCUUAUUGCCUAAAAUAAAACGAAACGAACGAGAUUUUUAUAGCGAAA